Molecule: messenger RNA, 1578 nt
Organism: Linum trigynum
Lineage: Eukaryota; Viridiplantae; Streptophyta; Magnoliopsida; Malpighiales; Linaceae
Source: the annotation of a GenBank genome assembly
AUGGCGGACAACCAGCACAAGCGGAUAGCGAUCAUCGGCGCAGGAAUCAGCGGCCUCCUGGCCUGCAAAUACGCCCUCUCCAAGGGCUUCCACCCAACCGUCUUCGAGUCCCAGCCUGGCAUCGGAGGCCUCUGGAACAAGACUCUGUCCACCACCAAGCUCCAAACCCCAAAACCAGUCUACCAAUUCUCCGACUUCCCAUGGCCCGAUUCCGUCACCACCGAUUUCCCCGAUCACGACCAGGUCCUCGACUACCUCCGGUCCUACGCCGACCACUUCCACCUCACCGAUCACAUCAAAUUCAACGCCAGAGUCCUCAGCAUCGAAUACAGGGGAGUUGGGGACGACGAGAUGGAGGCCUGGCACUUGUGGGGAGGAAACGGAGAGGCUUUCAGCGGCAGGGGAGGGAAAUGGGAAAUUGAAUUUUCGAGCAAUAAUGGUUCGGAGAGUGAAUUUUUCGAAGCCGAUUUCGUUGUGCUCUGCAUGGGGAAGUACAGCGAUGUCCCGAAUAUCCCCAAAUUCGCUCCUGGGAAGGGACCUGAAGCGUUUCAGGGGAGAGUGAUUCAUUCCAUGGAGUAUUCGGAUUUGAAAACAGGGGAAAUUGAGGAGCUGGUGAAGGGGAAGAGAGUCGCUGUCGUUGGGUUGCAGAAACAUGCUCUGGAUAUCGCCAUGGAGUGCUCUGAAAUCAACGGGAAGGAAAAUCCUUGCAGGGUAAUUUACAGAACAGAGCAUUGGAACGUCCCUGAUUACAUGCCGUGGGGAUUCCCUCUGGCGAAGCUGUAUCUCAACCGAUUUGCGGAGCUAUUGAUUCAUAAACCUGGAGAAGGGUUAUUACUCAGUCUUCUGGCCACAGUUCUUUCUCCCAUUAGAUGGGCGAUCUAUAAAUUCGUCGAAAGCGAUAUCAAGCACAGGCAUCGAUUGGAGAAACACGGGAUGGUUCCAAAGCACAGCUUUCUCACGGCGAUCAGUACUUGCCUGCUAUCGACGGUCCCGGAGAAAUUCUACGACAGGGUGGAAGAAGGAAGCAUCGUGCUGAAGAAAGCUCCGAGCUUUAGCUUCUGUAAAGAAGGGAUCAAGGUCGAAGGUGGUGAGAAGGAAGAACCGCCGUUGGAUGUCGACGUGGUCAUACUGGCAACGGGUUUCGUCGGCGAGAAGAAGCUGCAGAACAUCUUCGGAUCGAAACGUUUCGGGGAAAUCGUCGUGGGGAGUCCAGACGGCGUCGUUCCGCUCUACAGGGGUUGCGUUCCGCCGAGGAUUCCGCAGCUGGCCGUGUUGGGAUACUCGGAGAGCAUCACGAACCUGUUCACGUCGGAGAUGAGGAGCCGGUGGCUGGCGGAGCUUCUCGACGGGAAGUUUAAGCUGCCGGCGAUCAAGGAGAUGGAAAGUGAGGCGGCGGAGUGGGAUGCGUUUUUCAAGGAAUACGGCCGCGAGUUUUACAAGAGGACUUCCAUUAGCAUCGUCCAUAUUUGGUACAACGACCAGCUCUGCAAGGAUAUGGGCUGGAGCCCGAGAAGAAAGAAUGGGCUUUGGGCCGAACUUUUUGAGCCUUAUGGCCCAAUGGACUAUAUUUCCCCUUGA